Nothobranchius furzeri (turquoise killifish) is the source of this 4934-nucleotide messenger RNA. It is a transcript of the gene cfap251, whose product is annotated as cilia and flagella associated protein 251. Gene Ontology annotation, molecular function: protein binding. NCBI's taxonomy places the organism in Eukaryota, Metazoa, Chordata, Actinopteri, Cyprinodontiformes, Nothobranchiidae. The record is from RefSeq and is a predicted model, not a curated record. Gene Ontology annotation, cellular component: sperm flagellum.
AGCAACACUAACCUUUCAAAGCAAUUUCAUUACUGUGAAACUCUGAUUUAUUGAUUCGAAACAUCGCAUUAACUUUCCUUUAAUUUGUUUUAGUUUUUAAGAAUUAGUGAUUUGUGUGCCUUCACGUCUGGUCAAUUUAAUAUCGCAACAUUUCUGUAACAAUAGUUUGCAUUUUUUGCUACUGUUACACAUUUUAUUUUGCACAUCUCAACCGGAAAUAGAACUAUUGAACUACAACGCUUGAUAGUUGCUUGAAGAGUAGAUUUUUUUGCUCGGGUAUUACUUUAAUUGUGUUUAAAAAGUGAUUGAAAUUUAUUUUUCUAUGAUGUAAAUGUAAAGACCUAAAUAUGCAUUGUAUUUUAUCAUGAUUAACAAAAUAAAUGACCCCUCUGUGUUUAGCUAUGAUGGCGGUUUACUGACAUCUAGUGGUCAGAAUAAAGAUAGCAAAAUAUGUCAGCAUUACUUCCUCUAAAAAUAAAACAACAAAACUCAACAAAUGGAUUUCAAAUAAAUUAUCAAAUUAUAUUUAGGUAAUUCUUUAAGAAUGCAACUAAAUAUUUCCAAAGGGAUUUAUGCUGCUUUUCGGAUCGUUUUUGUUUAGGUUUGUAGCCAGUAAUGUGUUUGGCUUACUGACGAAACCAAAGGGAGUUAGAGGCUAGGCUGCCUCAGCUCAGUGUGGAGAGUGGCUAGUUUUAGGGUAGAGAGGUCAUGGCGAUGGUUUCUCCCUCUGGUUUGUCUCUGCUCUCUGGGGUGUGCAGCAAACUCAUAACUUCAUGGUUUUGGUCCAUCAGAAGUAGAAUUAUAAACAUUUAAAGUUUACUCUGUGUCAAAGCCGGCAUUACACUCUAUAUUUUCUCUGGAUUACGCUAACGGGACUCCCUCAGCUGACGUCGUUUGGUUUGGCAAAAAAUAAAAGAUUUCUCACAAAAAUGACUCUAAAAGCCUAAAUAAUUCAUGUAUGUGUAAAAAAACAUUUUAAACCGAGUUUCUAUUAUGUUUCUCUAAACAUUGGUUCAUGGGAGUCUCUAACCUGCAAUUUGCUCUUUAAGAUGUAUUUUAAGCAGUGUUAACUGCAGAACGUUCACGUGUUGGGCUUUUAUUUAGGAAAUCUUAACCGGAAACAAAUUACAUAGAUUUUUUUUGUGGUAAAGUUUACGCUUUACGACCAUCUCGGGAAGUUGCUAGGCAACGAAAUGCUUCACUGAACAAAGGUUUUCUGGGCGUUCGGCUUUAAAAUUCAAUGUUUAAUCACAUUUGAUCAAUAUUUUAUAAGGAGGCGUUCAGGUAACUUGUAAUUCUUUUUUAUUAUUGUUAUUAUUAUUACUUUUAUACACGCCAUUUUAAGGAGGAUUAGCUUAACGUUGACCUGAAUUGACUCAAUUUGAAAGAUUCUCUGUUAAGUUGUUAAGAAGUGGGAUUGACUGUCUUCCGUUUUGAGAUUAUGUCUGAAAGUGAAGCAAAAGAACAGGAUCCAGCCACAAGCACUGAUCUGCAGCAAGCUGCUGGUAAAACACAGGAGAGUCAACCAUCUGAAGAUGAAGGGAAUCCGGUGAAGAGCACAGAUGAAGUAGGUGUGAGAAAAGCUGAACCAAAUCCCAACAAACUCAAGAUGACUGGCCGAUCUCAAGUCUACACUUCAACCAAAGAGACACUUUUCUUAAACAACAGGACUCAUCCAAGCACCCAUGGACUGUCACCAGUGUGGAUCUUUGGGAAGAAUCCAGCUCUACCUGUCUUCAAUGUGCAAGACCACGAUCAGUUGGUUUUCCUCUCCGCUGCAGCUAAUGUUGGCGUUCUUUAUAAUCACACUUCGAACUCACAACAUAUUCUGCGGGGUCACUCCCAGUCCAUCUCCUGUAUGUGUGUCAGUGAAGACAGACGCUGGAUUGCAACAGGAGACAAUGGGUCAAAGGGUUGGGUGAUAAUAUGGGACUCCUACUCUGGAAUUCCCGUUCAAACAUUUUUCGAUUGCUUUGUUGGAGGUUUAACUGCUUUGGCAUUUUCAAGUGACACCAAACAUCUAGCAACGGUCAGUGGAGAAGAGGUUCAAUGUGUGCAUAUUUGGGAUUGGUCCAAAAAAGCAGCAAAGCUUCUCAGCUGGACUGAACUCCAUCCAAAAUAUGGUCUUCAGGAUUACAUCUCUUUUAAACCAAAUGACAGCAUGCAGCUCCUCAGCAGCAGCAAGAAUCACAUGGUUUUUUAUAGCAUGACCAAGGGAAGCCUUCGGUACUUUGCACUGAAUCUUAAGAAGCUCGUUGGUUCGGUGGUAUUUACACAGCCUUUUCCUCUUUCGCCGAAACGUGUCCCUCUUGCCGAAGUAUCUCUGAGUCGCUCAGUGUUUCACUGCACAAAAUCUCAGGUCCUAAUGGCCAUCGGGGGCAUUCUUGUGAUGAUGGAUGUCAGUGAAGACUUAGUUGAACGCCAGAACUUACCCUCAAGCAAAAUCAAGAAAAUCAAUCACCAGCAAGACCCCAUCACUGCUCUCACCAUGGUUGACGGCUGUGGUGUGAUUGGAAACGUCAAAGGCCAAAUAAAGUUUUUCGACGUAAACUUCAAGUUCCUCAGGUGGUUCGUUGACCUCAGCCUGGACCCCAUUGUUUUCAUUUCUUUCUCCAAUGAAUGUGCCGAUGAGUUUGUGGAAGACCUCUCUCUGGAAGGCAAGCCAUUUAUUCUCAGGAACUUUACAGUACUUACGAUCAGUUCCAAAGUUGUGCAUGUGAAUGCACAGCGUGACUUCUCUCAGACUCUCCUGCAUGAAGCCGGUGAGCCUCUCUAUGCAGUGGCAUGCCAUCCCAGUCAACCAACUGUUGUCAUGGGCAACCAACUGGGCAUUUUACAAAUGUGGGACUACAACAAGAAAGUACCCAUUGGCGAUAAAGUCUUUAUGACAGAAAAGGGCAUCCAUUGUGUUACUUUUGAUCCUAAAGGAUUAUAUCUGGCUGUUGGCUUUGGGAGUGGAGUUGUUAUUAUACUAAAUUCUCACACCUUGCAAAGUGAUCCAGAGGAAAUUUUCCAUUACACUACAGACAGCAUCCAUCUCAUCACCUUCUCAGCAGACUCACAGUACCUUGCUGCAGCGGACACCGGUAAUGCAGUGACAGUGUUCAGAUUACAGAGACUGGAAGGAUCAUUGUCUCGAUGGACGUAUCUGGGGAGAUAUGGUUCUCACUAUAAGCCUAUCAAAGACCUUCUUUUUGGGGUCCAUCUGGACAGCAACCAACCAAGACUACUCUCUCUGGGAAUGGACCGCAAACUGGUGGAGUAUGACCUGAAAAACAGCAGCGUGAAUGAGCUCCUCAUCCUAAACUCAGAGCAGAUUGAACAGAGUGCUACGCCACUGUGCAUGACCUGGUAUCCUCCGCUAACCACAGAGCACUUUCUUCUUGUUGCCUCGGACCAGUACAAGAUGAAGCUUUUCAACAGCACAACUAAGAUGUGCAGACAGACUGUCCUUGGCCCAGUAUUUGGUUCUCCCGUUAAGAAAAUGGUAGUUCUUCCCAAAUUGGAUGAACCUGAGGUUAAGUCCCAUCACCUCGCAUACAUCACAGAAGAUGAGCUGGGCCUCCAGAUUUUGCCUUUGGACGGAAACCCGCACAAGUCCACUGCUUUCAUCGGCCAUCCGACAGGGGCGGCUGCUCUUGCCUGCUCCUACGAUGGCUGCUUUGUUUGUACUGCAGGAGGAUCUGAUUGCACUGUCAUAUUGUGGGAAAUUAACUUGAAAGUGUUAGAGGCCACUGCCGCUUUGGGAGGAAAGGACAUGGAACCCUUUUACAACCUCUUAGAGGGAGGAGCAGAUGGAAGGGUUUACAAGGAGAUUGAGAACUAUUUCUACUACUGCCAAAUUAUUGAUCAAGGCCACAGUUCAAAGAGACAACCAUCUACCAAAAUCCCCUUGUCGCAGGUUCCCUUUCUAAUGAGAGCUUUGGGCUACUUUCUCUCUGAAAAAGAGAUAAAUGACAUGCAAAAUGAAAUCAAGUUCAGCAAAUAUGCAGAAACAAGAAAAUAUGUGAAUGAAAUUGGUAUAGAGGAUUUUGUCAAGCUGUACAUCAACCACCGACCAGUCGUUGCUAGCUCCAGCAGAGAGCUUCUUCAGGCUUUUAACGUCCUCGGGAAAACUGGCAGCACUGGGCAGCCAGUUCUGCAGAGAAGUGAUCUGAUGACGCUCCUAAAAGGUCAAGGGGAACAUAUGACAGAGAAAGAGGUGUCAGAGUGUUUAACUACACUUCUAAGCCUCGAUGAGGAGGAAGAGGAGGAGACUGAAGGGGCACAUUGUGCAGAUUCAGAAAACUUGCUGGAGUGUGUGAUCCCAGAUGAGCUAUCUAUGAAGACACUAACACAAAUCCUGGGCUUCCCGUUCCUAGAAGAGAUGAGCACCAGGUCUUCCCUUCCAGAAUAAUGGAAUGCAUCAGUCAGUCAAGAAGAUGUGUUGAUGACUAGAUUUGUAUUGCUCUUUAAUGGUUUGUUUCUAUAGCGUUUGCUAACAGUUACUGUAAGUAAUUUUUUUAUUUCAGUUUCAAAUGUUGUGCAUGAAUAUCAGCGCUUAAGAAAACCUUCUCAGGUUAACAAGCUUCCAAAAAAUGUGUUUAAAUUGUAGCAUAAUCUAUUGGAUGAAUCAUAAACUGUAUCCUCAGUGCUGCUGGAUUAUCUUAGUAUUCGAUGGUGAAAAUAUAGUACAAAAAAACUACAAAAAAUGUAUUUCUUUAAAAAAAAUGCUUCUGCAAAUUUUGUUUAAAUAUUACAAGCUGAGUCUGUAAAAAUAUUUUAAAUGUGAGUACAUGUUUUUAAAGUCCUCAUUUACAAGUGUGACAUAAAGUUGUGUAACAUUUAUGAUGCUGUUACACAAUUGUGUAACAUUUAUGAUGCUGUUACACAACAGCAGCGCCAACUCCGAAUGUUCAAUUCCUACUUUAUUUUAAUAAACAUUUAUAGUCACA